GCCGCUCUGCCUCCGGGGUUCACACUCUUCCAACGGCUGGGCCGCAGGGCUACCCCUGAAGCCUGAAGCCACCUGCAUGAGGCCCCGAGGAACCCACUGAGCGCCGGGUCGCCGAGGGCGGCACCAUGGCUCUGGAGCAGGCGCUGCAAGCUGCACGGCAGGGCGACCUGGACGUGCUGAAGGACCUGCAUGCCGCCGGGCUGCUGGGGCCUUCUCUGCGCGACCCGCUAGACGCCCUGCCAGUGCACCAUGCGGCCCGAUCUGGCAAACUUCACUGUCUCCGCUACCUGGUGGAGGAGGCUGGCCUCCCGGCCGUGGCCCGCGCGCACAACGGCGCCACCCCAGCCCACGACGCCGCCGCCACAGGCUACCUCUCCUGCCUGAAGUGGCUGCUCACACAGGGCGGCUGCAGAGUGCAGGAAAAAGAUAAUUCUGGUGCCACAGUCCUGCAUCUGGCUGCCCGCUUUGGCCACCCAGAGGUGGUGGAUUGGCUUCUGCAUCACGGUGGUGCGGACCCUGCCAUCGGCACAGACACAGGUGCCCUGCCUAUUCACUACGCCGCCGCCAAAGGAGACCUUCCCUCGAUGAAGCUUCUGGUCAGGCAUUACCCUGAGGGAUUGAAUGCCCAGACCAACAACGGUGCCACACCCCUAUACCUGGCGUGCCAGGAGGGCCACCUGGAGAUGACGAAGUACCUUGUGCAGGAGUGCAACGCAGAUCCGCACGUGCGCGCACAAGACGGCAUGACCCCCCUGCACGCUGCUGCGCAGAUGGGUCACAACUCAGUCCUGGUGUGGCUGGUGAGCUUUGCAGACCUGAGCUUGUCAGAGCAGGACCACGACGGCGCCACGGCCAUGCACUUUGCUGCUAGUCGCGGCCACACCAAAGUGCUCAGCUGGCUUCUGCUGCACGGUGCAGAGAUCUCGCAGGACCUGUGGGGCGGGACCCCGCUACAUGACGCUGCUGAGAACGGGGAACUCGAGUGCUGCCAGAUCCUCGUGGUGAAUGGCGCGGGGCUGGAUGUCCGGGACCAUGAUGGGUACACAGCUGCCGACCUGUCUGAUUUCAAUGGCCACACCCACUGCUCCCGCUACCUGCGGACCGUGCACACCCUGAGCGUGGAACACCGAGUCCUGUCCCGAGAUCCGUCCACUGACCUGGAGGCAAAGCAGCCUGACUCGGGCAUGUCCUCGCCUAACACCACCAUGUCGGUCCAGCCACUGAACUUUGACCUGGGCUCCCCCACCAGCACCCUCUCCAACUAUGACUCCUGCUCUUCCAGCCAUUCCAGCAUCAAGGGUCAGCUCUCCACUCGAGGGCUCCCCAGUGCAAGAGCUGCAGACUUACAGAGCUACAUGGACAUGCUGAACCCAGAGAAGAGCUUGCCUCGGGGCAAGAUAGAGAAGCCCACAGCACUACCGCCGCCACCUAGCUUCCCUCCGCCACCACCCCCAGGCACCCAGGUGCCCCCACCUCCACCAGGCUACCCAGCCCCCAAGCCUCCUGUGGGGCCACAAGCAGCUAAUAUCUACAUGCAGACUAAGAACAAGCUUCGCCAUGUGGAAGUGGAAUCAUUGAAGAAAGAGGCUCGCCACCCCAGGGUGGAGCAAAGUGAUCAGUUUGCACAGCCGAGCUCCGGCGACGGCCACUCGGGGCUGCGAAGGCAGGACUCGGGGCUACGCAGGCAGGAUUCGGGGCUGCUCAGGCAGGACCCGGGGCUGCGAAGGCAGGACUCGGGGCUGCGAAGGCAGGACUCGGGGCUGCGAAGGCAGGACUCGGGGCUGCGCAGGCAGGACUCGGGGCUGCGCAGGCACAACAUCGGACUGCGCAGGCAGGACUCCGACCGCAAGCAGCGCUCGUACAGCAAACAGCCCAGCACGGGGGACUACUACCGCCAGCUGGGCCACUGCCCGGGGGAGCCGCUGGCCUCACGCCCGGGCAUGGCCCACAGCGAGGAGGCGGCGCUGCUCCCCGGGAACCACGUGCAUAACGGCUGCUCAGCAGACCCCAAGACGUCCAGGGAGCUGCCGCCACCACCGCCGCCGCCGCCACUGCCCGAGGCCCUGAGUUCGCCGCCACCUGCCCCACCUCUGCCCAUCGAGGGCGCGGGCGCAGGCAGCGGGCAGCGUCGUUCAUCGUCGUCCGCUGGCAAAGUGAGAGUCCUGAGACACAGGAAGAGCACCAAAUCUUUCAACAUGAUGUCCCCAACGGGUGACAACUCAGAGCUGCUGGCUGAGAUAAAGGCAGGCAAGAGCCUGAAGCCGACACCACAGAGCAAGGGGCUGACCACCGUGUUCUCAGGCAGUGGGCAGCCAGCCUCCCAGGUAGGCACUGGACGGGUGCCCCGCCCCGGCUCCCAGUGCCUUCCCGGUGCUCAGCCCUACUGCUUCUCCCGGCAGCCUGAGUCACCGUCACCGCCACAGCAGCCAUCACCACAGCCCUCGGCUUCACCUGCGCCAUCUCGGCCCCGGAGCCCCACCCCACCCGCCUCUGGGCCUCAGCCAUUGCUCAAUGGCAGCAUAGUGCCGGCGCCGCCCGCCACCCCGGCACCAGGAGUGCAGCUGGAUGUGGAGGCCCUCAUCCCCACCCUCGAUGAGCAGGGCCGGCCCAUCCCAGAGUGGAAGCGACAGGUGAUGGUCCGAAAGCUGCAGCAGAAGAUGCAGGAGGAGGAGGAGCAGAGGAGGAAGGAGGAAGAGGAGGAGGCCUGGCUGGCCAGUCUGCCUGCCUGGAGACGAGACAUUCUUCGGAAGAAGCGGGAAGAGGAGAAGAAGCAGAAGCGAAAAGAGGAGGAGAGACAAAAGCAGGAAGAAAUGCAGAGGGCGAAAGAACAGUCUGAGAAGCUGCGGACACUAGGCUACGACGAGGCCAAGCUCGCACCCUGGCAGCGACAGGUCAUCUUGAAGAAGGGGGAGAUCCCUAAGUAAUAGGAGUCUCGGCCUCUUGCGUGUAGCCUCACAAGUUCUGAGAGAUGGGGAGCGGUCCCCCAGCCCCCGCCCCAUCCUGCCAGGUUGGUGCGGAGGGGCUGGGAGCCUUGCCGCCCUUCCCUUCGGUGCCGGAACCCUCCCUGUUCCCCUCCCUGGCCCCACAUCCCCGGCCCUGCUGCUGGAGUGCUUGCGUUACUGCCGCUGUCGCCUGGAAAAAGUGCCCAAGCCGCUGACACAAAAAGAAAAAAAAAAAAAAAAAGAAAAGAAAAA
Messenger RNA from Peromyscus californicus insignis, 3194 nucleotides. It is a transcript of the gene Espn, whose product is annotated as espin. The record is from RefSeq and is a predicted model, not a curated record. The coding region runs from base 126 to 2924 and encodes 932 amino acids. The transcript has 15 exons. Gene Ontology annotation, molecular function: actin filament binding. Gene Ontology annotation, cellular component: cytoplasm. Gene Ontology annotation, biological process: actin filament bundle assembly. Lineage: Eukaryota; Metazoa; Chordata; Mammalia; Rodentia; Cricetidae.